Molecule: messenger RNA, 2166 nt
Organism: Daphnia pulex (common water flea)
Lineage: Eukaryota; Metazoa; Arthropoda; Branchiopoda; Diplostraca; Daphniidae
Exons: 6
Coding region: 1079-1918 (279 amino acids)
Source: RefSeq, a predicted model, not a curated record
GCCUCUUCCGCUUCGGACAUGAGUGUCUGUUUUUGCCCGCUGUAAAUCUGGGACUUGAAACUGCAAACAUAUUUCUUGAACUGGGCUUGGAAAUAUGUGAGUUUGCUUGUCUUGGGGUUCGAUUCAGUUUCUUCUUCGGAUUGUUUAGCCGGUUUAGGAUGAUUGGGCGAAAAUUGAGGUGACUCUAUACCAGCACCAACUUUUGAAUUCGGUAAUUUGCUUUGAAAGCUUUUGAAAAGUUGGCUAACCCCCACGGAGGUUAUCUUUUCGUCUGAUUUAGGCGCUUCAGGUAUGAUUUCCUCAUUCAGUUUUGAUUUGGUUGAGGCACGUUGGGCUGCCACUUCUUGCGCUGGCUUUGGUUUAUUGAAGAAACCUGCACCAAGGGCUCUCUUCGCGCGCUCAGCUUGGCUUUUCAAAAAUGUAUUCAUCUUCGCGCUUUCAAUUGCUGAAGGCUUUUAUUACAUAACUUCGCCACUUGCCUUUAUAACCUUAGAGGAUUGAAUAAGCAUUCGCACUGGCUACUCACCCCCAUUUCCGCUGUGUUAUUUGUCCAAAUUUAUUAAUUUUACACAUUUUUUUUUAUUAUCUGUCAUCUAAUUAUAUUUUCCCACAAUGUUCAAAUUCAAAACCCGUAAAAAUUCGAAAUGUAAAAUAACUAAUAAUCAAAAUCAAGUCAUGCUUGGAGAGCGCCAUCUUUGCGUCGUGGAUUACGUGUAGCCUACUUCCAACAAAAUAAAUAAAUAAUUACACCCUGAAUUAGUCUGGCAUCAGGGUAUAUCUUUUCACCGCUGAUAUUUUUCAUCGUCGGAAAUCUGACAACCCGUUAUUUAUCAAGUUUAUAAUUGCGAAAAUUGGAACACCAAAUUGGGUCGUUUGAAGUAAACCAAAUAACACGACCUGAAAAACCGGAGGUUCUCUUCCAAACGGCACACACACCGAGAGACACGUUUGGCUUAUUAAACUCGUGUGUGGCUGAGAAACGACACGCUAACCACUUGCCUCAAUUUUGGCCCUUGGAUAUAGUCAAGUUCCGCAGUUAUUACUAGUCAGUUGCAGCCGAUCUUCAUCAGUGAAUAUAAUGCGUCGCGUGCCAAUACUUCAAUCAAAGAAUCGAUCGGGAUGGCUGCUAAUCACGCUGAUCAUCGCUAUCAUCAUCGAUCCGAGUGGCGCGGUUUCGGUCAAGAAAAUGCUGAACGGAGAUUAUAACCGACCGCUGCUUUACGGCCUGUUGUUAAGAUAUCCUGUUAUCAAAACAGAAGCGGGAUUAAUUGCCAUGGGCAGCCACCCAGUGUCGACAGUAAGUUUGGGUCCCAACUUCCGCGCUAGGCCAAGUCUGUGUCGUGGCAAGCGGCUCGAUACCCUGGGAUCAUUCAGUCCCGAUAAUUACAUAACGGCCGAUCAGUGCAUGAAGAGUGGAGGGGAUUGCUGCAACUUCAGCCCAGAAUGGGGCUUCGCCAACAACGAUCCGAGUUACAUGGGACCGUUGGACAGAUGCCACGGUUGCUACGAUACCCGAAUCACAGUUCAAUGCACGGGUAAUGUUUUGCGAAGUCGUGAGCGACAUGACGAAGAAGAAAGUAACGUUGUCGACUUGAACGACGUAACGGCUUCAAAAUGCAUCCAGUCAGGUGGGCGAUGCUGCGACCAGCGCAUGAUUCCCGAAUUGUUUGGCAAUGGCCCAGGGGUCUUUGAUCCGCAUCAAUUCCCGCGGGAGGAGCACUGCUCCAACUGUUUCUCCGGUUCAAUGUACAGAUUGGAAUGCACAGGAAAGCUAUUACAGUCGGAUUCGUACACGGGCGACAUUUGCAGUCAAUUCGACGGGAAAUGUUGCCAAGACAUUUACGGAGCAUUCGAUCCGGUCCGGUAUCCCAACAGAGAUUGCUCCGUCUGUUUCUCUGGCUCAAUCCAGGAAGAGUAAUUAAUCGCCACUAUAACCCAGUUAUUUUCCUGUUUGUUUUUUGCUGUUAAAAAAAAAUGUAUCUACCAAAAGUUAACUCGAUUGAAUGUUGCAGCUAUAAAUUGCUGUGCAUGUUUAUAUGCUGCUGCCAUACAGUCUGAAAUUGUGUUGUUGUCGUUACCGUGAAUCCAUAAACAUAAAUGCUAAUAAUAUGCAUGCGCGCGCAAAUUAUUCCCUGGAGAAUAUGAUUAUAAAUUUAAAAAUGGAAA